Aplysia californica (California sea hare) is the source of this 3217-nucleotide messenger RNA. RefSeq names its product 5' exonuclease Apollo. Gene Ontology annotation, biological process: double-strand break repair via nonhomologous end joining; interstrand cross-link repair; protection from non-homologous end joining at telomere. Lineage: Eukaryota; Metazoa; Mollusca; Gastropoda; Aplysiida; Aplysiidae. The record is from RefSeq and is a predicted model, not a curated record. Gene Ontology annotation, molecular function: damaged DNA binding; 5'-3' DNA exonuclease activity. The transcript is spliced from 3 exons. The coding region runs from base 186 to 2495 and encodes 769 amino acids.
UUUUUUGUGUUGUUAUUAUUGUCUUCUUUUGAGUUCUGAGCGCGGUGACUUGAUGCUUGACCUGGAGUCUAGAGAUCUAUCGAGAUCUAUUGAUCUACAUCUCUGCCUCUGUACACAUCUUUUGUAAUUGUUGACACUCCAGUUGACAAGCGCGUUCAGCUGUCUUAUCAGGUCUGUCACAGACAAUGAAUGGGCACAUUAUACCUGGAACAGGUAUUGCAGUUGAUUACUGGAAAAUACGCGGGGGCCCUGAGUCGUACAUUCAUUUCUUGACCCAUCUCCAUGGGGAUCAUAUUGUUGGUCUCACAUCUUCUUGGAAGCGGCCUAUCUACUGCUCUCAGUUCACGGCGGACAUGUUACACCUUUACUAUGGCAUCCCAUCCCACCUGAUCUCUGUCACACCUGUCGGACAAAGCAUACUAGUCAAAGACUCAUCAUCUAACGGGUUCACAGUGACAGCUAUUGAUGCUGACCACUGUCCUGGCUCUGUUAUGUUCUACUUUCAGGGGGACUUUGGUAACAUUCUCUAUACUGGAGAUUUCAGAGGGACGCCUGGUGUCUUAGAUGCGUGUCAACAUCUCGCUGGUAAAGUGGAUACUUUGUAUUUAGAUAACACUUACUCCAACCCCAGGUGUGUAUUUCCUUCAAGGGAAGAGUGCCGGCAAGAGUUGAUCAGAAUCGCAAAGAUGCACCCUGAUCAUGAUAUUAUUGUGGGUGCGCUGAGUCUUGGGAAGGAAAUGCUCCUGGCACAACUUGGAGUGGCUCUGGAUGAGACAGUCUAUGUUUCUGCCAAAUGCUUGCGGGUGGCACAGCUUAUCCUGGAGACUAAUGUGUUUGCCACAGCCGAAUUGCACGGCCAGCGGGGUAGGCUGAGGACUAUGCCUAUGCAUCAAGUCACACGCAAACUCAUACAAAGACUCAAUGAAACGACUCCCACUAUUGCUCUUCUACCAACGGCACUUUAUACAGGUUUGGACAUAUCGCCGUUUUGCCGAGAGCCGAAAGUGUUCAUUGUACCGUAUUCUGACCACAGCAGUUACCCAGAGCUCUGUCAGUUUGUGUCCACAGUGAAGCCAGUGGCGAUACAUCCUAUCGUGACGUCAGGACGAGGGCCGUUUGGGAUAGACAUUAGUGACAGAACAGACAUGGACUUGUACAAGCAGUAUCUAAGCAGACCCAAGGAAGCAACGUCAUUGUCAGAUAGGGUGCUGCAGUCAAACUCUGAAACCAUAGAGUCUUGUACUGGUGGUCAUGAAUCUUCCUUUACACAUCAAGCUCAAAGUAAAUCCGUCCUAGAUUCAGAUGUAGAUGGAAAAGAUAUUGAUAGGACAGGGUCACAAGGAAAACGAAGGAAAAAACUGAAGCAAAGAGUAGCAAAAAGGAAGGAGGCGAAAGGAGUCGUGUUUGGUGAUGUGGAGCAAGAGAGUGUUUCAACUGAUGAUCCAGAAGGGGAGGAGGAUGAUGGAAAUGUGUCUAAAGUGCGUAAGUGUUCCUCUUUGAGUUCGGUUUAUAGUAAUUGUGAGUCUGAGUUUGUGCCAGAGUCCCCAGUCUCAAUUGUGGCAGAUGUGUCGAUGAAUGUGCUAGCAGACAUUGGUAAACACAUAAAAGCAAAUGCUACUGCACCCCCUGAUACAGUAUUCAAUGAAACUGUUCAAGAGGAAGAAACGUCUGGAAGCAUAAGUGUAGUGACACAUUCUCCUUCUGAUGUAAGUGGGAAUCAAGGACAUGAUGAUUGUCACUCUCCUUUAAAUCACACCACCAAUGUUCCUGCGACUUGUGACCAUUCUCAUGUAAAUUAUGUCAAAACUCCUUUGCAUAAUAAUGUCCAUUCUCCAGCUCAGUGCACUAAAAGUCCAUUAAAUUGUGUCCACACUUCUGUAGAUUGCGACCACACAUCGGUGUCCAGUGUCCACAGUGAUGACAAUAAUUCAGACCAGAGAUCUCGUGAACCUGAUACUUGCAGUCAUUCAGUGAGUGGUCACAGUUCUGAUGUUGAUAUGGAAGGAGAAAGAGAAAACUCAGCUAGUUUUUCUCUCAAUGACCUGAGUGAUAGUUGCAGUGAAGAGAGCCAUUUAGUGAGUAAAGAGAUACUUUCAUCAAAGAAAAAAUUGACAAAUUGUGUGAAGAUAAGAAACAGCUGUGAUACAAAUAAGGAUGAAUUCGCAAAUGAUUCGAUAACAGAUUCUCCGCCUGCGUGGAGUCAUUGGAAAAACCAUGCACUCUUUUUGAGGCGGUGGAGAAAAGAAGAAAGAGAAUUGUCACCUCUUGACAGUGCUAUUGCUGCCUUGAAGCCUAGCCAGACGUCCGUGAAGGAACAGCAAGUCAAGUCUCAGAGGUUACCAUCAGGGUUUUUAAAUUUUACCAUUACCAGUUCCCAUAGAAAGGCGAAAGUGACUGAUACUCGUAAAAGCACUCUAACUGAUCUUCCAAAGUGUUUAGGCAAAGUUCAGAAUUCAAGGAAAAGAAAAAUUGAGUGUUCCAAUAAAUCCAGCUGAUUUCUUAUUUUAUGUAGUAUUUGUUUUUAUAUGUCAAAUAAUAUUAUGCAUCUUAAUCUGUUUAAACAUUUUUCAUUUAGAUGUCUUUGUGUCAUUUCCUGAUGGGGAAAUCAAGUCAUCAACUUCACGGCCUUCCUCACCCUGCAUCAAGAUUUCGGCUUCGAACAAACACUUUCCACUUUUCUCUAUCCUGGGCUUGCCAAUUGAUAUUAUUCGUCCAUGUCUUCCCACUUUUCAGUACAUUCUCUAUGACUUCCCUCAAGGUUCCUCAUGGCCUUUCCAUUGAUCUCUUUCACUGUACAACACUUUUUUUGUUAUGCAGCUGCCUGACUUCCUCAGAGUAUUUCGUAUCCAUCACCACCAACUUCUUCCCACUUCAUCUCUGACUGGGUUCUGUCUUGUUCUCCUUAACACUUCCUUGUUGGUGACCCUGUCUGUCCAUCUGAUCACGAGUAAUUUUCUCAGGUUUUUGUUCAAGAAAAUCUGGAUCCUCUUUAUAUGCAAGUCUGAGAUGCAUUACAUGUCUCACAUUCAAACGAGAGUGACUUCUCAUUUGAGUUGAAAAUCCUCAGCUAUUUUCAGAUGCCGCGGUUCUCCAAAUCCUAUUGAGAUGUGAAAGCAGCCUGUGCCUUUCUGGUGUGGGACUUGAUUUCAGCUCUCCCUCUCUGUCAGUUAUAUUUAUAAUACCGUAAGGUCGUGGGUUCGAAUCCCGUCAGGGGCCC